Molecule: messenger RNA, 2005 nt
Organism: Xiphophorus maculatus (southern platyfish)
Lineage: Eukaryota; Metazoa; Chordata; Actinopteri; Cyprinodontiformes; Poeciliidae
Product: proprotein convertase subtilisin/kexin type 5-like
Exons: 15
Coding region: 330-1745 (471 amino acids)
Biological process (GO): defense response to Gram-negative bacterium; defense response to Gram-positive bacterium; positive regulation of peptidyl-tyrosine phosphorylation
Cellular component (GO): external side of plasma membrane
Molecular function (GO): protein binding
Source: RefSeq, a predicted model, not a curated record
CAUGUUCAGCACAAUCAUAUUUGCAGAAAGGAGGACGAUCCUUUUCAGUUUGCCCAGCUAUGCGCAUAACUCGAGGAAUGUGCAGAGCUUCCUGUCGCAAACCUGAAAACCAACGAAAAGCAAAAAAACCCACGGAUCUUAGGACGUUGUUGACCAAAUGAAAUCAUAAAGUGAAUGUCUGACGAUGAUGAACAUUCACCUGAAAACUAACUUCAUCGCGAUGUAAGACUUCAGACGUUGACCUUCAGCAUUAAGAGUCACAAUUUGGUUCAUCCUCUAUUAGAGGAUUUCUGUUCCAGACAAGUUUCAUCCUCAUCCUGCCUUUGACAAUGACAUCUUGGGCAACAACAUCUAUGCUGCUGGUGAUUCUGAUGAGAAACUUCAGAGUCGAUUCCAUCAGAUGUCAUCUAACUGAAUACAGGAUAGGAGAAGAGUGCUGUCCUAUGUGUAAUGUUGGCCAUCGGGUCAAAACAGACUGCACUGAGUUUAAAAGGACAAUCUGUCAGACAUGUUCAGAUGGGACAUUUAUGGACCUGCCAAAUGGACUGAAGAGAUGUAAUCCAUGUUCUACCUGUGACUCAGGAGCUGGGCUGAAAGUAAAGCGACAAUGUGAAAUAACUACAGACACAGUUUGUGAACCAAUGGAGGGAUUCUACUGUACAGACCUUAAAUCAGGAGGUUGUUCUGUAGCACAGAAACACAGGAGCUGUGAACCAGGACAUUACAUCAGCAGGAUGGGAACAGCCUCCACAGACACAGAAUGCUCUGAAUGCAGCAGUGGAUCAUUUUCUGAUGGAACAAUGUUGUCAUGUCAGCCUCACACACAAUGUGAAAACAAAAACCUUCAUCUGAUAAAAGCAGGAACAGCUUCAACUGAUGCUGAAUGUGGAGGAAAAAGUUCCAACAUCACAGGAAUUGUAAUUCAAAUGACAAAAAUCGGAGUCAAAUCCUUCAGAUGUCAUAUAACUGAAUACAACAUAGGAGAAGAGUGCUGUCCUAUGUGUCCUGCUGGCUAUAGAGUCAAAACAGACUGCACAGAGUUUAGAAGUACAAUCUGUCAGAGUUGUUCAGAUGGGACGUAUAUGGACCUGCCAAAUGGACUGAAGAGAUGUAAUCCAUGCUCUAACUGUGAUUCAGGAGCUGGGCUGAAGGAAAAGCAACAAUGUGUAAUAACUGCAGACACAGUUUGUGAACCAAUGGAGGGAUUCUACUGUACAGACCUUAAAUCAGGAGGUUGUUCUGUAGCACAGAAACACAGGAGCUGUGAACCAGGACAUUACAUCAGCAGGAAUGGAACAGCCUCCACAGACACAGAAUGCUCUGAAUGCAGCAGUGGAUCAUUUUCUGAUGGAACAAUGUUGUCAUGUCAGCCUCACACACAAUGUGAAAAAGAAAACCUUCAUCUGAUAAAAGCAGGAACAGCUUCAACUGAUGCUGAAUGUGGAGGAAAAAGUUACACCACCACAGGAAUUGUGAUCGGUGUUUUGUUUUUGGUGAUUUUUUUAUUAGUUGCAGCAGCAAUUGUUGUUGUUCUCUGGAAAACUAAAAAAAUUAAAAUACCAAACAUUUGUACAAAACGACAAAAACCCCAAAGGGACCAAGCAGAAGAAGAAGAACAGGGAGUCCGUUUAAAUGUACAAGAAGUGAUGAUACCAAACAUUGACACCACCAGGUUCUCUGAUCAGCACCAGCAGGCAAGACGACUGAACUGUCUUGCAGAAGGACACAAUGACAGAGAUCGGUGAAGCGGGAAUUAAACCAGCAACCUGCCGAUUGCAGGGUGAAGUUUUACCACCAUCGUCAGGAAAUGAAUUACUCCAUGUGAAACCAACCUCAGACAUUUGUACAGUUUUAUAAAAAACCUGAUGAUCCACCAGCUUUAAGAUCAUUUUAUUGAUGUUCAUGUUCUGCUUCACAGGAACCUGACAUGAAAUAUACAUACAUACAUAUACAAAUAUACAUAAAUAUACAUCUGUAUAAUCUGUGCAUAUAGCUUACAUAUUUA